This is a messenger RNA of Eptesicus fuscus (big brown bat), 1497 nucleotides long. It is a transcript of the gene PPP1R42, whose product is annotated as protein phosphatase 1 regulatory subunit 42. The transcript is spliced from 9 exons. Gene Ontology annotation, molecular function: protein binding. Lineage: Eukaryota; Metazoa; Chordata; Mammalia; Chiroptera; Vespertilionidae. The coding region runs from base 175 to 1185 and encodes 336 amino acids. The record is from RefSeq and is a predicted model, not a curated record.
CUGGCAACCACAGGUGGGCAGCCGAGGAAGCUGGCACUGGCGACACUUACCAAACCGGAGUUACUAACCCGGCUCAUCCAGGACCGAAAGUUGCGCAUAAAGCAAUACCUAAAACUGCUUCUUGGCAUGGCAUCAGAACAGAACUAAAAUACUAAUUUGAUUUAGACAGAAAUCAUGGUUCGACUGACCUUGGAUCUAAUUGCCAAAAACAGCAACUUUAAACCAAGAAAAGAAGAAACCACCUUACAAUACCUUAAGAAAAUAACUCAUAUAAAUUUUUCAGACAGAAAUAUAGAUGCAAUUGAUGACCUCUCUCUUUGUAAAAAUCUUAGUGUUUUAUAUUUAUAUGAUAACCAUAUUAGUCAAAUAACUAACUUGAAUUUUGCCAUAAAUCUGACCCACCUGUACCUACAAAACAAUUGUAUUUCAUGUAUAGAGAACCUCAGUUCAUUAAAGAAACUGGAAAAACUGUAUCUGGGAGGCAAUUACAUUGCUGUCGUAGAAGGUCUAGAAGGAUUAGAAGGGCUAAGAGAGCUUCAUGUUGAGAGUCAGAGGCUUCCCCUUGGAGAAAAGCUUCUGUUUGAUCCAAGAAGUCUUCAAUCUCUGGCAAAAUGCCUCUCUAUAUUGAAUAUCAGCAAUAAUAAUAUUGAUGACAUAAAAGACUUAGAAAUACUGGAAAAUCUUAAUCAGCUCAUAGCAGUUGACAAUCAACUUCUGCAUGUGAAGGAUUUGGAAUUUUUACUGAGCAAAUUGAUGAAACUGUGGAAAAUGGAUCUAAAAGGAAAUCCUGUUUGUCUCAAACCAAAAUACAGAGACAGAUUGAUACUGGUCUCCAAAUCACUGGACUGUCUUGAUGGAAAAGAAAUUAAAAACAUGGAAAGACAAUUUCUAAUAAAUUGGAAAGCAUCCAAAGAUGCCAAGAAAAUCAGCAAGAAAAGGAACAGUAAAAAAGAGGAUGACAGUAUCUCAUAUAUAAGUACCUUUGAAGCAAUGCAUCACAUAGUUCCGGUUUAUUACCCACAAGUGGGUAAGCCAAAAUUAGUCUUUCUCUCUGAUGCACAGAGAUACAUUGCUAAUGAAAAUGCACCCCCAGAAAGCUCCCAAGAUAAUAACCCUAAAAUUAUUGAAGAGACCAGGGUCCAAUCAAGGGGUGAUGACUUAGCAUUCCUUAAUGGAGCCACAUGAAGAAGACCCGUGAACAACAGUGCUGCACUGUCCAACCACCAUUCCCUGAAGACUGGCUUGGGCUUACCGAGAUGGAGGCUUAGGGGAGAGGGGGUACUGUGAGUCUGGAAAAUGCUUUAUCUGGGAAGAAGAAAAAGAAGCCCUAGUUUUGGUCUUGCCUCCUCUCCAUUCACUCACGCAUAUGCACAAAAACUGGAAGCUGCAUGAAAAUUUGCUUUACUGCUUAUGUACAUUGUAAUUACCAUCAAAACCUUAGCCAGUUUGUCCAUAGUACCCCAGCCAUUUUUUUAAAGAUUUACACAACUGGUGUCA